Messenger RNA from Pomacea canaliculata, 6510 nucleotides. RefSeq names its product protein TFG-like. The record is from RefSeq and is a predicted model, not a curated record. Lineage: Eukaryota; Metazoa; Mollusca; Gastropoda; Architaenioglossa; Ampullariidae. The transcript is spliced from 9 exons. Gene Ontology annotation, biological process: COPII vesicle coat assembly; endoplasmic reticulum to Golgi vesicle-mediated transport. Gene Ontology annotation, cellular component: endoplasmic reticulum exit site. The coding region runs from base 1833 to 3086 and encodes 417 amino acids. Gene Ontology annotation, molecular function: identical protein binding.
UGGCUAUGGACUUUAUGUAUUCUGGAUAUUGAUUCUGUUCAUUUUUAUGUCAAGUUUUUUUUUCCAAGGGUAGACGUCAGAGAGACGAAAAAAGGAGUUGUGUGUAAUAUCUGUGCAUAUAAAGACCAUAUCCUACUUAAACUUUCUGUUAUUAAUGCCAAGUUAUCGAUCCGAUAUAAAAGAAAAUGGAAGUCACUUCUGUUGUUUUAUAAACUUGAUGAAAUAAUCGUUUCACAUAGAUGGGCGUAUCGUCUUAUUUUUAUUGAAUUUAGGAUAUUCUAUCGAACAGUAAUCCUGGCUUUUAAUUUUCUGUUGAUUAUGUGGAUAAAAUAUUGUAGCAAACAUAAAUGUUUGUAUUAGUUUGUGAAGUUAAGACCGUUUGGUACACAAACAACUCAAGCAAUGUUCAUUUUUAUCUUUUACUUUCCUUUCACAUGAAUGUUUUCACAGAAUUUAACACAUUAAAAGUUUUGUUGACAGCAUUCAGAAACUGGGGUGAUGGGUUCAUGACUGUUGCAUGUGUAGCAGGAACACUUGUUUAAGACAGAGUGUAUCGCUGAUAGCAUGUUCUCUUCACCCUGCACCCAUUUACCUGGCUAGCUGUGCAAGCAGGGGAAUGACCGUGGAAUGGGUGGCCUAGCACCCAAUUUUUUGUGUUUCAGUAGUGGGAAAAAUACAGUGCCUGCACUCUGCUCACCACAGCAUGAGCUAGUCAUUCCUUUCCUUUGAUUAUUUUGAGUACGGGGGAAAUACCUUUGCACUGUGUAGUUGAUGUGGUCCGCCGUCAAGUGGCUCAGGUAUAUCGAAAUACUCUUUCCGUUAGGUCCCUAUUUUGAGUGCAGGAGAAGCACCAAGAUACAUGUAUGUGUUAUGGUUCACUGACAAGAGGCUCACAUACCUCAAAAUCCCACAGAUUUGAUUUCCCUUAUUUUGAGUGCAGUAGAAAGAACCACAGCACUGUGUAAGUGUUCUGGUCUGCUGACCAGUGGCUCUCGGAUCUCCAAAUACCACCUUUUAGUUUACCCAAUUUUGAGUGUGGGAGAAAGUACCACUGCGCCAUCUAGGUGUUCUGGUCCAUUGACAAGUGUCUCUGAUACCUCAAAAUCUUCUUCCUCUUCAGUUUUUCCCUUAUUUCAAGUGCAGGAGAAAGUACCACUGCAAGAUAUAGGUGUUUUAGUCCACUGUCAAGCAGUUCAUGUGCCUCAAAAUCCCUUUUUCCUGCCCCUUAAUUAUUGGUAAUUUAGUAAUGCAAGUAGAAGUAGGCAUUGAAAGAAAUGUAGGAGUUAGGUACGCGAAGAGUAGGAUGGAAUUGGUUUACAUGUGUAAAUAAAAUUAAUAAAUCCAUUUUUAAAUUACUUAGCUCUUUGUGUGUGUGAUUCAGCACAUGUACAUUUUUUCUUUGUAGUACAAAAGAAAUAAUAAAAUUCCUUGAGCAAAUGAAACUUGUCAUCUCAUACAUGUUGAGAUAGAGAAUAUAAGCAGUUGUGGUGUGGUGAGCACACAUGACAAGUGACAGAGAAACUAACCAAUACAAAGCUAAAUGAUGCACAAAAGAGAACACUGGAAAAAGCAGGGUUUUUUUGUGGACUCCCAAGGUUGGUUAAGUGCAGGUGUACAGCUGACGAAAAAAGAACACAAUAGAGAUAUAGUAGACUACAUAGCACACCAGACAAGUAAGAGCUAGAAUUUUAGUGAAAAAUUUUCCUUGGGAACUUAUGUCCUCUUUCCUGGAGCAACAAAGAGGAAUGAACUGAUUGGCACUAGGACUUUUAGGAGCCACGACUAAUGGAUGAUUAAACCUCCUGAGUGAGAACACAACACCAGCGUCCACCAUGCAGAACAGCUAUGGGGCUGCACUUGACUUGAGUGGCAAGCUCAUCAUCAAAGUGCAACUAGGGGAGGACAUUCGUCGCAUCCCCAUUCACAAUGAGGACAUCACCUACGAUGAACUGGUGCUGAUGAUGCAGCGUGUUUACCGGGGAAAACUCUCCACAAAUGAUGACAUUGUCAUUAAAUACAAAGAUGAAGAUGGAGAUCUCAUAACAAUUUUUGACAGUUCAGAUCUGGCUUUUGCAAUUCAGUGCAGUCGCAUUCUGAAAAUAACAUUGUUUGUUAAUGGGCAAAGACUGAGUGAUGUUGGAGAUAUACGAUCACUACGGCGUGAGCUACAAGCAAUACGAGAUCGUGUGACUGCCAUUUUGGAUCGAAUGGAUUCACCAGCAACGUCUGUGAUAUCUGCUGCAGAUUCAAGUAUAACUGAUGGGAGACCAGAUGCAGCAAGCAGCACCAAAGUCAGUGUGAGAGGUUCCGGGCUCACUCAUGCAAGUGCUGCAGAGAGCAAAGAGUUUGAUCCUCUCUCAACGCAGCGGUCCAUCCCUAAUGAUGAAAGUGUCACUCAAAAUAAAGUCAUGUCAUCUUUUGGCAUACCCAGUGAUGCCUCUACCGUGGCUCCAGUUCCAGACAGAGGGGGGGCUUCUACACCAGACAGCGUUUCUAGCAUUGGGUCAUCUGCUAGUCACCAGCAGCAGUUCCGACAACAGCAGCCCCAGCAGCAGUUCAGUAGCACGUCACAGGUGCCAGUGCCAGGAACACCACCCACUAACCAGCAGCAGCAGCCAGGCGCUUAUUCCCAGGGGACUGGACAACCUCAUCCCUUGCCUCAGGCAUUACCCUAUGGUCAGACACCAACUGCUGGCUCACCCCAGCAGCAGUACCAAGGCUAUGGGCAACAAGGCCAAGGAUAUGGUCAGUAUCAAGCUGGCCAGCAGCAAACGCAGCCUGUCUACAGCCAGUCUGCUGGACAGCAGUAUGGUUAUAUUUCACAGCCAGCACCUGGCCAACCCCAUCAGCAACCUCAGCAACCUCAGCAACCACAACAGCAACAGCCUGUUUAUGCUGGAAUGCCACAGCAGCAGCCAAACUUGCAGCAGGCUCAGAGUGGAAAGUUCACUGGAUAUGUUCCUCAGCAGACACCCAGCCAGACAUCCCCUAGUCCCACCCCUGGAGCAAACCCUUACUCCCGAGGGCCUGGCUAUGGUGGUGGCUAUCCGAGGCCUACAGCCAACUACCAACAAGGAUACCAGUGAUCUGAGUGCAGUGGCCAGGAGUGCUUGAGGCAAAAGUGUUGUUAUCAACAGUUUAUGGCAGAUACUAAGGAUUUAUAUUUGAGGGAGGGGGGAAAGAUGAAAAUGUUGGUGUGAUGUGAACUGUGUGAUUUGAGGGAGAGGUGUUAUGACUCCUAAGCCAUUAAUUAGUCUGCUGGCCAGGUUCAAGUCACCUUGCAGAAUAAAAAUAUUUCAGGUUCUUCUCCAUCCUCUACUUUGGGUAGAAUAAGGAAUAGUUAGGGUGCACCUACCUUUAAGCAGAAAUCAUCUAUUACCACCACCUCUUCCCUCCAUCUUCCAGGUGCCAGCUGGACCUUAUAAACAAAUGUACAAUAGCCUGUCUGUUAGAAAUAGGUCAACACUUGAACAUCUGCUUAGUGCAUUUUAGCCUUGUGUGUUUUUGGCUUGUCUCAUUGAUCUAAUUCUAGAGAGAAGAACAAAACUUUUAAGAAUUAUUGCCAUUACAGACUGUCACCUAGCAAUCAUAGAGGUUUGAGAGAACACAAGCAACAUGCAUAGCCUGUACAGCAGGGUUGUGAACAUACCAUCCAAGAGAAAAUCAAAAGAAAGAGAUGUGCAUUGUAGAACAGAUGUUCCAUUAACUUGUAUAUUCAUGUAUAUACAUUUGUAAAUCAUUUGAGUGUGGUAUAACCAUUCAUUCAAAUGUUUAGAGCAGUAACUUGCAGUCUUGCCUAACCAUGUCUGCAGUGCUGUAUCUAGCAUAUUUCACAGUUCUUCUGUUGAAGCACUGCAGAGGGGGGGGGGGACAAAUUCUUAUUAUUCCUGCUUUGUUUUUUCAAAUGAAUUUUUAAAACUUAAAUGCAUAAUUAGUAGCAGUCUGGUUUCUAAGGAUUUAUAUAUUAUUUCUCCCGAAGAUAAACAUGUUUUGGACCCAACAUUGCCUGUCAGUCUUUGCUACUCUGCAGGAUGAUAGGGAAACUACGUGUACUUAAGAGUUAUCUUGUCUCUUUUACAAAAAUUAAUGUUCUUUUGCUAGUGAAGAGUUAUGUUAGGGUGGAAAUCAUUAGCUUUUGCAUUCUGUUUAUAAGAAUGAAUGUAUUUUUUGUACUAUUGUCACUUGAGGACAAAAUCAUGGUAUAUAGAAUACAUGUUUAAGACAUGGACCUACACAGAAGAAAAGACAGUCAUACAAGAUUUUGCUGAUGGUGCAUUAAGGCAAAUACUCAGAGCAAUAAAUUUGUAGCAAAAUUAAUAGUUAUUGGUUUCUUCAAGAGUUUUGUCACCCCAGUUGACAGUGUUUGGAAAAGCAUUAAAGUACUUGGAUUUACAGAAAUUUUGGAGCAAGAUACAUUGGGUUAGGGAUGAGAGGAUUGGAUGAGAGAUAAGAUAACAUCUUAGAAGCAUACAAGGUUGACAUGGGUUUGAAAUGAGGACCACAGAGAUAAUGUCUAAGGAGCAUAUGGCUGUGAAGUGAGAAACAGAGAUCAUCUGCAUUGGCUGAAUCUUUAUUACCUCAGUUGCUAUUGCAGCUGGGGUGGAAGUCCUGGAAAAGAUUCUAUAAAUAGAAAUGUUCAGUGUUGUUAAGUGGCUAAUUUGCUUCACAGUUGUUACACUGGUCACUUGUACAUUACUGACAUACUGUGCAAUGUAGACAGAAGUCUAUCAGCAGACAGAAUUCUGGGAUUGCUUUUGUCUUGACAUGCAGAUUGCAGGAGAAAUGCAUGGGCCUGAAGGAUUGUGGUGUGUGUUGGGCAGUAAGCAAAAUGACUCGAAGAAUGUGGAAUGCAUGAUUUUCAGAACAGUAUGUCUGCCUGCAGUCAUGCAUGUGAGGUGUUUGCAGCAUAGGAAUGUGUAGAAUUUAUCAGGUACUGUUAAACAGCAGUGUGUGAAAGUCACAUUGACACAUGGUACAAGUGCUGUGGUUAGGACCUGGAAAUGUCAUACUCAGACUUUUGACCAUCUGAUGAUAAAUUUAUUUUGGAUUUUUCUGGAGUGACAUAUAGGAAUCAAAAUAGCAGAUUCCAUUUUGUGUUAAGAUGUACAUGUGAACAUCUGUUAUGAACAAAGUAGUGCAUGUACUUAUGUUAACAUCUGCAAGAAAUUGUAACAAUUUUGUUUUCCCCAUCUUCUCUGAUUUGGGAAUCCUUGAAACUGUGUGGUUAAUGCAAUCCACUUCAGAGCAGGUCUGAAAAGUAAGGCUCCUGCAGAUCACAGACGGUACACAAAUUCUCCUGUGCAAUCUGACCUGUUAGAAAAGGCUGAUGAAGGAGAGAUUUGGGCUCCUUUUACAUGCCAAGCUGUAGGUAUAGUGAAUCAGUUGCUGUUCACUGUCCUUUAAGUGGCUGUAGAACCUUUGUCUUGCCCAGUUUUGUAAUGCUAUUCAGUCCUGAAUAUUUUAUGUCUAAGUGGGUGGCUGUUAACAAAUACAUGAUCAUUGGCUUUAACCAUGAAGUUUCAUGUAUAGGCUUUUAUGUGUGUGUUUUUUCAAAUCUCAGAUUUGGUUUACAUGUGUAAGGGAUACUGUUUUUACGAGAUUCAUUACAUGAAUGGUCAAGAAUUUUGUGAGUAGAUGUUAAAGCAAAAGGAUCUCUGAGCCAGACUUGGCAGAAUAGAAUACACUGAAGUGUAAGACUGUCAAACAUUCUAGAGAAAAAAAUGGUCUCUGUCAAGAUUGUUUUUACUAGAGUUGGAGAGCCUGCUAGUGUUGGGUUUCACAAGAGGGAUUGUAAGGAACAGCAAAGACAGUGGAUAGAAGAAAAGGUGAUAAUUAGGUUAUAACAAGUGUAGAACUGUUUCCAAUUAGAUCACUCAUAACACUUUACUACCAUGUUAAGAAGAGCUACUUUUGGAAUCUAUAACUUUACUCACGCAGGUGAUGUAAGCUCAGAUAAGUAUGACCUUCUGGAAUAACAAUUUAUAUGUAUUACGAAAUUGUUAAGAUGGCAUUGUGAACCCCACAACAGAAUGUGUGGUGUUACAGGGUAAUUAGACCUUGCAGGAUGGCAUCGCGGAGCCUGAUCUUGGUGUUUAACUUUUAGUGUUUUUACAGACCCUGUUUCCAUAACAGUAGAGUUUUUUAUGGGACAGGGUUGUUAGCCCUGUGCCCAACCCCCAACCUGGAGGACCAUAACGGGCAGUAAGUAAGUUUUAACAGAAGCUGAAUGAUGUCUAUCAACCCCAGAUGUCUGAGCAAAGUUUACAGCACACCUUUGUGAUGAUUUUUGUUAGUGAUAAUCUGAUGGACCUUCAGGAAAAAUCUUUAUUUUCAGUUGGUUUUUUUUAAAAAUAAUUUGCACAAAAAGUGCUUGGUAUAAUGUUCACAAACCUCCCUGACCUAGCCCUAACUCUGGGAGUGGAAAUAAAAUAAUAACAUUGUGUUUCUGUGCCAAUAACAUGAUCAGAUCAUUUGCUUCAGUCCAGGUAUUAAAGUGUCUUUCGUCAAACA